AUGGGUGACGAAUACGAGCAACUAGGACCGCCUGGUGAGGCACCACCUCCAGGAAUAUGGCCACCAGGUGCAGCUCCACCACCUCCGCCACCUGGUCCUCCACUACCAUCGCCGCCACCACCGCAACCGUCACAACAGCCUGAAAUUCAACCGCCAGGUGUGAUAUCCUUGUUGCCAUUGGCAGCCGCAUCACAUUUACCAUCUUCAUUUGCUAAAGCGGCAGAGAAGAUGUGA
Angiostrongylus costaricensis is the source of this 234-nucleotide messenger RNA. The record is from the annotation of a GenBank genome assembly. NCBI's taxonomy places the organism in Eukaryota, Metazoa, Nematoda, Chromadorea, Rhabditida, Metastrongylidae.